AUGUCGUCCUUUUCAUCACACAACGACCUCCUCCAAUGCGUGGGUAACAACAAUUUCUUCCACCACUACAAGUCAAAACUAAAUUCUGAAAAUUUAUUCGUCAAUCUACGCAACGCAGCAGCAAGUUGGGGCACAGAAAGCAAACAAUACAAAGAAGUGCACAAAAUGGUCUACGAUCACUUGCGAGAAAUGCAAGCCCAAGGGAAGAAGACGGAUUUGACUGGAGUGAGGCAACAGCAAUUCGAAGAGGCGGAUAGUCUAUCUGCUGCGUUUCAAAAGUUGGACUUGGAGUUGAGGGAGCAGGAGCCUGGCGAUAAGAUGCAAGAGUAG
Molecule: messenger RNA, 330 nt
Organism: Aureobasidium melanogenum CBS 110374
Lineage: Eukaryota; Fungi; Ascomycota; Dothideomycetes; Dothideales; Saccotheciaceae
Exons: 2
Coding region: 1-330 (109 amino acids)
Source: RefSeq, a predicted model, not a curated record